CUUCCUUGCUUCGAAUCUUUCCGUCUAAUUCUGUUCUUCCUCUGCUUCUACCCAGUGUUCUACACUCCGUCCCUCUUAAUAUCUAUUCCGCUCCAUUUUCCAUGAAGAUUACUGCUUCUGCUAUCGGCCUUCUCGCCGCCAUCCCAUCCGUCCUCGGUGUCUGGCCUAUCCCGCGUACGCUGAAGGAGGGCUCGUCCAACAGCGAGGUCUGGUGGGUUAACAUCAAGCCUUCGGGCAAUGUUGGAUCCAUUGUCAGCAACGCCAUCCAGCGUUACCAGGACCUGAUCAACAAGGAGAGCUUCCAGAGCCCGGUCACCUGGAACGUGACGCAGGUCAAGACCAACGGCUCCUUUGGUGGCGUGUCUCUGUCUGUCGAGAGCACUGAUGAGACUUUGAACCUCGAUACCGAUGAGUCUUAUACCCUUGAUGUUCCUGUCAGCGGCGAGGCUACCCUGAAGGCAAAGACGCCGUACGGUGCUCUGCGUGGUCUUGAGACUCUCUCCCAGCUCUUUGUUGCCAACGGCAACGGAAAGGCCAUUCGCAACACCCCUAUCCACAUUGAGGAUUCUCCUUUCUUCCCUCACCGUGGUCUGCAGAUCGAUACAUCGCGCAACUACCUUCCAGUCAGCACUCUCAAGCGCACCAUUGAUGCCAUGUCAUACAACAAGAUGAACGUGCUGCACUGGCACAUCGUUGACGCUCAGUCGUGGCCUGUUGAGUCCAAGACCUUCCCUGACCUUCAGAAGAAUGGUGCUUACAGUGCAAAGGAGACCUACUCGCAUGCUGAGGUUAGGGAUCUCAUCCAGUAUGCCAAGGGCCGUGGUAUUCGUGUUAUUCCUGAGUUUGAUGUGCCAGGCCACACCUACAUCGUCGGAAAGGCGCGCCCGGACCUGAUGUCGUGCAUGGAUAUCCAGCCCAACUGGGAUCAGUAUGCUGCUGAGCCUCCUAGUGGCCAGCUCAACAUCGCCAAGCCUGAGACUAUCGAGUUCACCAACAAGCUGGUCAAGGAGUACACAGGGCUCUUCACUGACAAUGUCUUCCACAUUGGUGGUGAUGAGGUCAACCGCAAGUGCUGGAAAGAGGAUCCCGAUGUCCAGAAGUACCUGGCUGCACACCCUGGUGAGGACGUCGAGACACUCCUGGCUAGCUGGUACUCGAAGGUCCACGAAUACCUUGGAUCGCUGAACCGCACUGCUUACACCUGGGAGGAGACACUGUUCCACACGAAAUACGAGCCGCCUAAGGAUACGAUUGUGCAGACCUGGAUCGACGAGCAGUCGAUUCCCAAGACGGUUGCCAAGGGCUACCGCUCGGUUGCGUCGCCUGCUAACUACUACUACCUCGACUGCGGACACGGUGCCUGGCUGUCGAACUGGUCCGCUGGUAACUCGUGGUGUGACCCGUUCAAGACCUGGAUGAAGAUGUAUAGCUUCGACCCGUUGGCUAACAUCACUGACCCGGCGCAGCAGAAGCUUGUUCUUGGUGGUGAAGCCCUGCUGUGGGCUGAGCAGAGCGACGAGAUUGUGCUUGACGGUCGCCUGUGGCCGCGUGCUGCUGCUGUCGCCGAGACCACCUGGUCUGGCAAGAAGGAUGCCAAUGGCCAUGUGCGCACUCCUGGUCAGGUCGCGGCGCGCCUGCAUGAGCAGCGCUUCCGCAUGGUUGGCCGUGGUAUUGCUGCUGAGCCCAUGCAGCCCCUGUGGUGUGUCCGUAACCCUGGCCACUGCAACCUCCCUAUGCUUGAUUAGGAACGCAUCUAGCGUAUUCGUUUAUACGAUAAUUUUAGUCCCACUGAUACUUGCAAAUGAAUAUUGCUUCAGACAUGCCCGUCUU
Messenger RNA from Linderina pennispora, 1830 nucleotides. RefSeq lists its product as uncharacterized. Gene Ontology annotation, molecular function: beta-N-acetylhexosaminidase activity. Gene Ontology annotation, biological process: carbohydrate metabolic process; glycosaminoglycan metabolic process. Lineage: Eukaryota; Fungi; Kickxellomycota; Kickxellomycetes; Kickxellales; Kickxellaceae. The transcript has a single exon. The record is from RefSeq and is a predicted model, not a curated record. Bases 102 to 1745 code for a protein of 547 amino acids. Gene Ontology annotation, cellular component: membrane.